AAAAUAGAUACCCAAAAAAAAAAAAAAAAAAAAUGGCCCCCUGACAGUUAUACAUGUAUAAUAGCUGGUCUUUUUUUUUUUGCUUGUGUGACUCUAUCCAUACCUCUUUCCUCUCUUCUUUUUCAUGGCUCAUUACGCCCAUUCAAAACGACAUGAGAUGACACAGUUAUAUACCCCAGAUAAAUGCAAAUUAUAUGAAAUGGUACAAUAUCAAUGUGAAGCCAGUCAACAUCAAAUCGAAUGUAGUCCUUUUGUUCGCUUAUUUUUAAGGUGUGCUGGUAUGCCUAUGGUUGAGGUAACACCUGAAUAUGAUCAACAUGGAGAUCCUUUACAGUAAAUGACGCAUAAAUGAUGAUGCAUUGAUUUAACAUGAUUUCUUAGUACUGAUAAUGAUACAAAAGAGUGAUUCAAACAUGGCCUUGUAUAUCACUUGUUAUAGAACAUCUUAUAUAUAUAAAAAUGACCUUUCUUUCUUUUAAGUUCUCUUUCUUUAUACUUCUACA
Molecule: messenger RNA, 503 nt
Organism: Gilbertella persicaria
Lineage: Eukaryota; Fungi; Mucoromycota; Mucoromycetes; Mucorales; Choanephoraceae
Exons: 2
Coding region: 125-337 (70 amino acids)
Cellular component (GO): mitochondrial inner membrane peptidase complex
Source: RefSeq, a predicted model, not a curated record